AUGGAUACCCCUGAUGCUCACGCCUCCGCGUCGCUUUUCGACAGAGACAAUAAUUCAGUCGUCAAACCUGCCACGAUCCCGUCAGGUAGUACAACGACUCCGCCUGCAUGGAGCUCCUCCUCAUGGAUGCAUGCGAAUCGAUCAAAUACGUACCCAGUCGUGUCAAACGAGCCGCAAUUGAUCUACAAUCCUGCACUCAAUAAUGGUCCCCUGAAAAUUACCUCACGGUUACAGAACAAUGACUUGGCUCUGAAUGUCGAUCCAUAUGGCAAGUCAAGUGGUCCAAGAUCAUCACCGACGAUCAAUGCGCCUCCUGCUCAAUGGGAAUGGGGUGGUUGGUCGCAUAUGCCUGGACGCAUGCCUGAAACUAUGAAUGAAACAAGUGUGUAUGCGCGCAGUUCAUCAAGCGUGCCCUCUGCUUGGACACAGCACUAUCGCGCGAUGCCGCCGCCACCCAAUAGUAGUAUGGAGGUGGCCCCCUCCGUGGCCCUACGCCCGUCUGUUCCUAUGGCUUCGUCGUAUGCUAUUCCCACUCGCAAAGACGUGCUUGCGAACGAGCGCCCUCCUCAAGAAAUUUCCACACUUUUUCUUGCUGGUUUUCCUGAAGAUAUAACUGAUCGUGAAUUCUCCAACAUGUUCUUGUUUGCCAAGGGAUUUGAAGCUUCUAUGCUCAAAUACCCCAAUACAAACGCCGUGCAGCAACUAAAACCUGACGAAGUUGAGGCUCGUCGCGCCGCUGACAAGCGCGUCAGCGGUCCCACUGGAUUGGGCGCCGAAAAAGAAGGGGCAGGGCGUGAUGCAUCAGACCCACAGCCAUCGCCCAAAAGCAAACAAAUUAUUGGUUUUGCUAAGUUCAGCUGUCGCGAAGAAGCGCUACAGGCGCGUGACGUACUGAAUGGAUUUCGUAUCGAUUCGGAACGUGGCUGUAUUCUCAAAGCCGAGCUCGCGAAGAAAAACCUACACACGAAACGCAGUGCUUCGUAUGUUGUGAAUAAACACACGCAUCCUUCACAGCCGAACCGAUCUACAGCCCUGCGUGACACGCAUUCCAUGCUCACGGAAGCGCCUUUGUCUGCACCCAUCCUUGUUUCAUCGCAGUCUCGGAAUGUGAUGCCGCCCUCGUUUACGACUCCACAAGAAGUCCUGAUUGGCGAUCCACGUACGAACAGUGUAGCGUGGAGCGAUCCAUUGGAUUAUCAGGCAUCCAACAGCAUGCUCGGAUCCUUGCAUCAUGAUGCACCUUCGCAUGUGGCUACUACUGCACCUAUCAAUGAAAUGGUCGCACGUCUAGAGACAUUUUCCAAGAAUAUCCCUACGUAUGCGAGUUCGGGAACAUCGAGUCUUGCAAGUCGAAGUGAGAGCCCAUCAUUGGCCCAUCCUCGCAUGGGCGCCAUGGAUGCGAGUACGCGUUCGGGGACGGAGCCUCUACCAAGCCCGCUCGAUUUCAGACGUUCUCCGAGCCAAGCACUUGGACCAAGUCCAAAUGAAGCGGUGGAGCAGCUCCAAUCUUUGUCUUUGUCGGGCGAUACCUCUGGCUUUAGCACGAAGAAUGAAAUGAACCCUCUCUUCACGAUGUCUCAGUCGUCCGACAUGAUAAGCCCCCCCACCCAGUACCCCAUUUCCUCGGCUGCCAUGCCUCACAGUGCCACGAGCCGUUCGUCCGUGAGCCCUGCCAACAGUUCUAUUCAAAGUUCUACUACGGGCGUCAAUGCUUAUGCUGCUCAUGCUGCUCAACCAGCCCAAGGCCCGUCUCCCAACUCUCAUGCCCUGAAGCAGGAUCCUCAAGAAAGUGUCGUGUCAUGUGAUCCAAAGGAUUCCUCCACUUCUUCUUCGUCUCAGGUGGAUGCAAGUCAGACCUCAACCACCACCAAUAUGAACAAAACCAACUCCGGUGCGGGUGGCCUACAUGUGUCGACGGAGGCGGCCAGUCCUCGCGAGCAACACGAGUAA
Molecule: messenger RNA, 1950 nt
Organism: Malassezia globosa CBS 7966
Lineage: Eukaryota; Fungi; Basidiomycota; Malasseziomycetes; Malasseziales; Malasseziaceae
Exons: 1
Coding region: 1-1950 (649 amino acids)
Molecular function (GO): mRNA binding
Source: RefSeq, a predicted model, not a curated record